Molecule: messenger RNA, 389 nt
Organism: Mus caroli (Ryukyu mouse)
Lineage: Eukaryota; Metazoa; Chordata; Mammalia; Rodentia; Muridae
Source: RefSeq, a predicted model, not a curated record
CACAAGCUCCUCAUCUGCCUCAAGAAAACUCCCAUUCCUGACAGCAUGUGCUACGGAAACUACUUUGGUGGCCUGGGCUACGGCUAUGGUGGCCUGGGUUAUGGCUAUGGUGGCCUGGGCUACGGCUAUGGUGGCCUGGGCUACGGCUAUGGUGGCCUGGGUUACGGCUAUGGUGGCCUGGGCUACGGCUAUGGCUGUGGCUGUGGCUCUCGCUAUGCCUACAGUACCUAUCGCCCAUGCUGCUAUGGAAGACUUUCUGGAUUCUACUGAGAAUUUACGCUUGCUGACUGAUUUUUGGUCAUUUGCUUAUAAAAUCCCAGGGCACUGAUAUGUAGGAAAAAUUAUAAUUUUACUUUUCAAUAAAAUGAAAUUUCUUCCGCAUUAUUUCC